Pseudopipra pipra is the source of this 3333-nucleotide messenger RNA. It is a transcript of the gene CDH9, whose product is annotated as cadherin 9. Gene Ontology annotation, cellular component: plasma membrane; adherens junction; catenin complex. The coding region runs from base 454 to 2826 and encodes 790 amino acids. NCBI's taxonomy places the organism in Eukaryota, Metazoa, Chordata, Aves, Passeriformes, Pipridae. Gene Ontology annotation, molecular function: cadherin binding; calcium ion binding. The record is from RefSeq and is a predicted model, not a curated record. The transcript has 12 exons. Gene Ontology annotation, biological process: cell-cell junction assembly; homophilic cell-cell adhesion; cell-cell adhesion mediated by cadherin.
ACUGCAUUCAGUUGCAAAUCACUGUUUGGCUGACAAAGCCGUCGUCCUGUCCCCCACAGCCCCAAACCUUCUCACGCUGAGCACUGCGGCUCUAUCAGCAGUAACAUCUCUGUGAGGGGCAGCAACACCUCUUCCUGUGAGGGACUGUUCUUAUUAAUCAGGGGCACUGAAUGGAAACCAAUCAGAUAGAGAGUCCCUUUUGCUUCUGCUCGCUGCCUGCCUGACUUAAAAGUGAUGCUGGGAGAGAGAGAGCCCUAGAGAGAUGCAAGUGCAUUCAGCGCUGGAGAUACGGUAACAUGCAGAAGGGAGGAAGCAGGUAGAGAAGCAGCAAUGAACGGACAGAGCUAGGCUCACGCUGACAGACUCGGUUCUACUUACAAGAGGAAUAUAACAUUUGAAAAAAAUUUUUCUGGUGAAUUAUUAGAGGAGUGGAGGCUAACAGCAUCUCUGUAAAUGAUGAGGACUUACUCCUUCCUGACAGUUUUGCUUUGGAGCUAUAUGUUUCAUGUGAUUCACAUGAUGCCAUCCCAAAAAAGGACUAACAAGCACUCACACAGUGAAAAGAUAACAGAAUUGUCAGAGAAUGAUGGAAAAACACUGCACCGCACCAAGCGUGGUUGGAUGUGGAAUCAAUUUUUCUUGCUGGAGGAAUACACAGGUCCAGAUACUCAAUACGUGGGCAAGCUACACACUGACCAAGAUAAAGGAGAUGGAAAUUUAAAAUACAUAUUAACAGGAGAUGGGGCUGGCAGUCUGUUCAUUAUAGAUGAAAAUACAGGAGAUAUUCAUGCUGCAAAGAAAUUGGACAGAGAAGAAAAGUCCCUGUAUGUGCUACGUGCCAAGGCUAUAGACAGAAAAACUGGAAGACAAGUGGAGCCAGAGUCUGAAUUUAUCAUUAAAAUCCAUGAUAUCAAUGACAAUGAACCAAAAUUCACCAAGGACAUGUACACCGCCAGUGUUCCAGAGAUGUCUGGAGUCGGUACAUCUGUUAUUCAGGUGACAGCCACAGACGCUGAUGAUGCCAACUAUGGAAACAGUGCCAAAGUAGUGUACAGCAUCCUCCAGGGGCAGCCAUAUUUCUCAGUGGAUCCAGAAACAGGCAUAAUCAAGACUGCUUUACCGGACAUGAGCAGAGAAAACAGGGAACAGUAUCAAGUGGUCAUCCAGGCCAAAGACAUGGGAGGCCAGAUGGGAGGACUAUCAGGGACCACCACCGUGAAUAUCACACUGACUGAUGUCAACGACAAUCCACCUCGCUUCCCCCAGAGAACCUACCAAUUCAGCUCUCCUGAAUCCGCACCACCUGGGACUCCUCUUGGCAGAAUUAAAGCCAAUGACCCUGACGUGGGAGAAAAUGCAGAGAUUGAGUACAGCAUCUCCAGUGGGGAUGGAUCAGACAUGUUUGAUAUCGUCACUGACAAGGACACACAGGAAGGGAUUAUAACUGUCAAAAAGCAUCUGGAUUUUGAAAACAAGGUGCUAUAUACCUUAAGAGUGGAAGCAACAAAUGCUCAUCCUGAUCCUCGUUUUCUUCAGCUGGGGCCAUUCAAAGACACGGCUUUGGUCAAAAUUUCUAUUGAAGACAUUGAUGAACCUCCAAUGUUCAGCAGACCCUGGUAUUUAAUAGAGGUAGAUGAAGAUGCCAGGGAAGGAAGCAUUAUUGGGCAAGUUGUAGCCCAAGAUCCAGAUAUAGCAAAGAAUGCAAUAAAAUAUUCUGUGGAUCGACACACUGACCUUGACAGAAUAUUCAACAUCUAUUCAGGAAAUGGAUCCUUAUUCAUCUCAAAGCCACUUGACCGAGAAGAAACUCCCUGGCACAACAUCACUGUCAUAGCAACUGAAAUGAAUAAUCCCAAACAAAGUAGCCAGAUACCUGUCUUCAUCCGGAUUUUAGACAUAAAUGAUCAUGCACCAGAGUUUGCCAACUACUAUGAAACAUUUGUUUGUGAAAAUGCAAAAGCAGGACAGCUGAUACAGACUGUGAGCGCAAUUGACAAAGAUCAGCCUCCUCGAGGACACAAAUUUUUCUUUGAGUUGGCGCCAGAAUUUGCUGUUCACCCUAACUUCUCCAUUGUAGACAACAAAGAUAACACAGCAGGAAUUCUGACUAGAAGAAAUGGAUACAGCCGUAGUAAGAUGAGUACCUAUUUUCUGCCAAUCAUAAUAUUUGACAACGACUACCCGAUCCAGAGCAGCACGGGCACGCUGACCAUUCGAGUGUGUGCCUGCGACAGCCGGGGGAACAUGCAGUCCUGCAGUGCUGAGGCCUUGCUCCUCCCUGCCGGCCUCAGCACAGGAGCACUGGUUGCCAUUCUCCUCUGCAUCAUUAUCCUCCUAGUAUUAGUUGUCUUGUUUACGGCUCUCAAGAGACAGAGGAAGAAAGAACCCUUGAUCAUCUCCAAGGAUGAUGUUCGGGACAACAUUGUGACCUACAAUGAUGAAGGAGGUGGGGAAGAAGAUACCCAGGCUUUUGACAUUGGUACACUGAGAAAUCCAGAAGCGAGGGAGGAAAGUAAGAUGAGAAGAGAUGUCAUCCCAGAAACAAUAUUUCAAAUAAGGCGGACCGCACCUCUUUGGGAAAACAUCGAUGUCCAAGAUUUUAUUCACAGAAGGUUAAAGGAAAAUGAUUUAGACCCAGCUGCCCCUCCUUAUGAUUCACUAGCAACAUAUGCCUAUGAAGGAAAUGAUUCCAUAGCAAAUUCACUCAGUUCCCUGGAGUCACUUACCACUGAAGGCAAUCAAGACUAUGAGUACCUCAGUGACUGGGGACCUCGGUUUAAAAAACUGGCAGAUAUGUAUGGUGGAGAGGAUAGUGAUCGAGACUGAGAAAAUAAUCUGUGACCUGGUCAGUGUUAGUGGAAUUCAUGUCUAUGUUACUAGAUAAAGUGGCCUACUCUCUCUUACUUGGGAAUAAAAAAUUUACAAAAAAUAAGUGUUGUCUUAGUAAGGGUUUGCUUAAUCAAUAAGUCAACGUGAAUGAAUAUGAAUGAUUUAGAUUUUUAAAAAUCUAUAAUUCACCCUCUCUGCCUAGAAGCCUCAGAUGAAAGGGUUUUAUUUAGAAUGAAAAGAAAAAAAAAAGGCUUUUUGUGCCUUUAAUAAUGACAUGGAAACUCCAUUUUUUUAAAUUGCUUUGCAUUACUUUUCCUACUGUCUUGGACAGUGUGAACCUGCAUUGUAACAUAAUCUCAAAAAUAUACUUCAAACCGAUUAAUAUUACUGCCAUAUUUCUUGAGUUAAAGAAUUUCUGUGUGUUGAUUCAUCCCAAUAUUUUUAUAUAUGUAUAUUUAUAUUUUUGUAUUUUUAUUAAAUAAAUUAGUAUUUAUAAAAACACUA